UCAUUCCUCCCUCGGUCUCUCAAACUCUCUCUCUCGUCUCAUUCUUUCCUACUCCAUCACCACCGCCUCACACUCCUUCUACCCCCUCUCACCCCCCUCCGAUGUGCACUCACCGCCGCUAAGUCAUGCCCGCGUCCCACGACCACGCAGCGCGCGCGGCGGCCCUGCAGGACGACGCCGAGCGCUCUGGGCUCACCGCGCCGUCUUCGGGGUCAGAGUCAUCGCGUUCUCUUGAUCAAGAUCGCAGCAUUGACUACGGCCUCGCAGCCCCAACACCAUACAACACAUUCAUCGAGUCCACUGCAUCCCAAUCCGACAGCGUCUACAUCGGCGCCCCCACCGAAUCAUUCCUCUCUGUCUCCGAUGGGCAGUACCUUGCCCCCACCUACUCUGGACACCAGUCCAACUAUGAGGUGCCGCACUCGUCGCGGCCAGUGCCCGCACCCCCGCAAAUACGCACCAAUGACUCUGAUUACGACCUCGCGCCAGUCAUGAGCCCCGACACGACGCGUACCACCCGUUCCAGUCUCACUCCCGAUCCAACUGGCACCGGGAGGCUCAAGAGCCUCGGCUUCUUGGGGCGCCGCAGCUCCAAGACUGUCGUUGACCGCGAUACAUUACGUCUCCAGCAGCUCGGGUACGAUGCCGUGCUUGGGCGCAACUACACCUUCUGGUCGUCGCUGGCGUUGGCAUGGCUCAACAUCAACUCUCUUCAGGGAACCAUCUUCGCCGUCCCGGGCGCGUAUCGGUAUGGCGGCCCGGCUAUGAUGCUGGUGGCAUGGCCGUUGUCGGGGCUUUUGAGUAUGUGCAUGGUGUCCACCAUGAGCGAGUUGGCAUCCGCAUAUCCCGUGGCUGGCGCCAUGUCCUCAUGGGCAUGGAAGCUCACGCGCAAUGGUAUCGGUGGCGAGCGAUACUGGGGUUGGAUCGUAAGCGCGUUCGUCAUGGGUGGCCACAUCGGCAAUCUCGUCCUUGUGUCAUGGCAGAACACGACACUCAUCACUGGUACCAUGAACCUCGCGUACGGUUUCGAGCCAGAGUCAUGGCACCGCUUCCUCUUCAUGCUCGGCAUCGUCACGACCGUCGGCUGCGUCGGAACUACACAUUGGGGCAGUUCUCCCCGGUACUGGAAGUCGGCUGCUUGCUUCACGCUCGGCGCAUGGCUUUGCCUCUGCAUCGCGCUUGUCGCCAAAGGCGUCACCCACCGCACGUACUCGAAAACAGAGCCGGCCAUCUCCACCUCUUUUGCCCCGUACAACAGGACUGGCUUCAACAGUCGCGGGCUCGUGUGGCUCCUCGGAUGGCAAAACUGCACGAUCGCCAACGGGUCGGACAUCUGCGCACAUAUGAGUGAAGAAACACAGAACCCAAGCCGCAGCGUGCCGAACGCCAUGACGGCAAGUAUCGUUGUUGUCUACACCCUCGGAUACAUCUCCAUCAUUUUGCUUUUCAUCAGCGUCAAGCCGACCGACGCGGCGCGCAUAGCAGUAGAAGAUUUUCCUGUCGGACACAUUCUCCUCGCCGCUGUUAAUGAAGAGUACGCCAUCGCGAUCUGCUCCAUCAUGGCCAUCGUCCUCUGCAUCCAGCUCCAGGCUCAGCUGCAGGCCAGUUCGCGUUUCGCUUUCGCCCUCGCGCGUGACAACGCCAUGCCCUUCUCGCACGUCAUUAAGCGCACCAACAAGUACAAGCAGCCGUGGGUCGCGACGUUGUUGUGUAUCGGUCUGUGGGCACCGUGGUGUCUCCUGUGGUUUGCGAACAAGGACCAUGUUGUGCCUGUCAUUACGGCGUGCGCGUCCAGUUUGAGCAUGCUGAGUUAUGUCAUCCCAAUCAUCCUCUACCUUGUCAGCAAGAAGGACUUGCAGCAAGAAGGGCGCACGAGCUGGUCGCUGCGUCGAUUCUCGCGUCCUGUGGCUGUCGUCGGCGCGCUCUACUGCCUCGCCGUCGUGACAAUGCAGAUCUUCCCGACAAGGAGCCCCGUCACCGUCAACAGCAUAUCAUGGACGCCUGUCGUGGUGGCCGGGACGCUCUUAAUCUCAUUCUUUACGUGGAAGCUGUACGGCUCGCGGCACUACAGCGGCCCGAUCCGCGCGCUUACGAAGUGGGAAGCGGGGGUCGAGCUCGACCUCGACUCUACAUUACAGAUGAGCACGCAGCGCCCGACGCAUACGGUUCUCAACCCCACAGAGUACAGCAAGCCACGCAGUGCGCAGCCCGAGGUGCACAGCGCAAACACGGUGAGCGUGAACAGCGCGCGCACGGCAAGCGUAGCGAGCGGCGGCGAGUGGGCGGCGGCACCGUUCUCGUCGGCCGACAGCGAGGUCGCGCGCGACCUCGGUCUAUCCUACUCCUCUGGGUCGGCGACUUCACAUCCGUCGGGCGGAACGGGCGCGACGCGCUCCACGGGCCCGUCGGUGAGCUUUGCGUUGAAUACGAUGGGACGAGUGCCGGAGGCGGACGAUGAGGGCGACGGGAUAGGCGCGGGGCCGCGCGCAGAUCAUCGUGGGCGUGGGCGGUCCUUGUAGUUGUAGGGAUUGUAAUGUUACGGGUUCUUUGUGUGCG
Cutaneotrichosporon oleaginosum is the source of this 2556-nucleotide messenger RNA. RefSeq lists its product as uncharacterized. Gene Ontology annotation, biological process: transmembrane transport. Lineage: Eukaryota; Fungi; Basidiomycota; Tremellomycetes; Trichosporonales; Trichosporonaceae. The record is from RefSeq and is a predicted model, not a curated record. Gene Ontology annotation, molecular function: transmembrane transporter activity. Gene Ontology annotation, cellular component: membrane.